AUGCAGCACCUUCAGACGAUGUCAGAAGACAAGUCUUACAAGUUGGCGGAUCGCCAAAAAUUUAAAGGCUGGCUAAGGAAGUGGCAACAAGCUCGAAUUCCUUUAUUGGCUUGUCUUUUUGUUGAAAUUCUUAGCCCGGCGAAGGUGUUGUCCCUCGCUUUUCAAGAUAACGAUAUUGACACAGUUUCUUCCAUUCAGCGCCUCGAGACGGCAAAAAAGCAGCUUGCAUGUCUAGAACGGAAGAAUUUUGAGGAUCUGCCAACAGUCAAACGAUUUCUGGACAAAGUUGAGGAAACAAAAUUUUUCUAUCAGAACGUUGCGCUGCCCAACUUCAAUGAUGCUAAGGAGUCCACAAAAGUAUCAAAGCGCGUGUUGCUGGGAAAGAUCAAGGAAGCAAUGCAGACAAGGAUGGAGGCAGCGGAAAACAAGUAUGUUGUGAUGGCCGCCACUAUCUUGAACUGCGAAGGAUGGGAGAGGAAGAACGAAAAUGGGGAAGAAGAUGUGGAGUUUGCUGACAACUAUGUGGCAGCCCUAUUCGACCACUUCCGUGAACCAUUGUUGAAAGCAGGCUUGGAUGUCGCUCUUAACAGUUUACUGGAGCAGUGGCAUGACGUAGUGGCCUACGCCACACGAUACCUGGAUCCUUCCAGAACGCACUACCUGCGUGUUUGGAAAAGAAUCUUCGAUUCAAGCCGGAAAGACAGGUGGAACAUGGUGCCACUGUUGGUCGAACUUCUCCUCUCCAUUCCCAUCUCUAAUGCGAAAGUUGAAAGGCUCUUCUUGCUGAUGAACCGUGUGAAGACAGAUUUCCGGGCAUCGCUCAGCGAGAACACCCUUAACAACCUCAUCAGAAUCCAAAUGGAAGGCCCACCACUUGAAGAGUUUGAUCCCACUCCUGCCAUCCAGUUAUGGGCAAUGGGUGCUACCCGCCUAAACCAAAGGGAAAGGCAUUACAGUGCCAGAGAAUCGAAGAAUAGGCAGAAGGUGUUAAUCGAUGCUUCUUCAACUGAAGAAAGUUCCGGCACUGACAGUGAGGAAGAUUUCGAAUAA
Molecule: messenger RNA, 1050 nt
Organism: Porites lobata
Lineage: Eukaryota; Metazoa; Cnidaria; Anthozoa; Scleractinia; Poritidae
Source: the annotation of a GenBank genome assembly